Molecule: messenger RNA, 814 nt
Organism: Dentiscutata heterogama
Lineage: Eukaryota; Fungi; Glomeromycota; Glomeromycetes; Diversisporales; Gigasporaceae
Source: the annotation of a GenBank genome assembly
AUGGAUCAAGAACUCAUUAAACUUAGUGAAAAUAUCAAGGCGAUAGGAAAUACUAGCGAAUCUUUAUGCGAAUCUAGUGUCAAUAAAGCACACGUAUACUGCACCUUGGUCAUGCCUUUUUCUGAAUUGGUGGUCCGGAAUGUAAAAGAAUUUUUUGAAAAAUUCGAAUAUUUUGAAGAUUAUGAAUUGGUAGAAAAGGCAAAACAAAAUGAUCAGGUGUGUAAGCAUACGUUGGAAAUUCAUGAAUAUCUUCUCACUGACUUUAAAAACGCCUUAAUUUUAUGGAAUGACCAACAUAAACAUUGUGAGGAGGAAAAGGAAAAGUUUAAACGCAAACAUGACAGAAAAGCUUUCUUGGCUGUUGGUACAGCAGUUAUUCCUUAUGUAAAUUUUGUUGCUGCUCCGACAAUUGGUUGGUUUGCAUAUAAAGAUAAAAAAGCUGCAGCUAAAGCGAAUGAACAAGCAGAACGUGCAGUUUCCGCGGCCACUGAUUUAGGCAAUUAUUUAAUUGCACCCAUUGAAAAGUUUAUCAAUGCCAUGAUUGAGAUUUCGAGAUUCUUUGAGAUCAUUGAUAAUAUUUUUCUUUUUCGUCAUAACUCCGAAGAAAUCAAUAAAGGAGAUGUUGUUAAAUCUUGUUCGUCUGCAGAAAAAAUAUUUUUUAAUUAUAAGAAUCAUCAAAAAAUAUCUGACAACAAUAAUGAACAUGUCCAACAGUUGCUUACACGCCAAUAUGCUAAUAAAAAUGGUUGGUCAUUAUUACACAUUGCUGCUGCUGCAGGCUGUUUAGAAGUUGUUAAAACUUUGCAAAAAGAAA